This is a messenger RNA of Mercenaria mercenaria, 1875 nucleotides long. RefSeq names its product fibrinogen-like protein 1. NCBI's taxonomy places the organism in Eukaryota, Metazoa, Mollusca, Bivalvia, Venerida, Veneridae. The transcript has a single exon. The record is from RefSeq and is a predicted model, not a curated record. Bases 238 to 1590 code for a protein of 450 amino acids.
GGUUGUGCUAACACGAAGAAAUAUAUCAUAUAAAUUAUUUUAGUACAAGAAAUUCAAAUAUUUUGAAAGCGAUUUGACAACGUUCUGCUAACAUGAAGGAAUAAAUCAUAUUUUAUUCUAAAUCAUUUCAGAACAAGUGAUUUGGUAACAUUUUCUACUAAAAAAAUGAACAUUAUAAACGGAAAGUAAAGGGUAAAACGGACGUUCUUUUAAGGCGUGUCUGUAGCACGUAUUAACAUGGAACAUACUUUCAUAAAAAGGGCGGUGUUUAUUAUAUUCCAUGUCAUCGGAAUCUAUUGUUCUGAUUCUCAACGUGUUAUAGAAAGAAUAACAAACCUGGAAAAUAGAGUUAUUGACAAACUUGAUAAAAUAGAUAAAAGGCUGAAUGCGUCUCUUGAGCAGAAAGAUGGUCAUGUCAGCGUGGCUCAAGAAACGGAAGAAGUGGACUUGGAAAGUGUACAACAUAUAAGAGAAGAUUUUACGCGACUUAGGACAGCGUUUAGGGAGGAAAAGUCUGAAACUGCGAGAAUCCGUAGAGAAAUUCCAAAGAUUGAAAAUAAUUUGAUUUCAAUGAAACAAGAUAUGGACAAAUAUUGUAUGAUAGAUUUAAACAAGACGGAGCAACUGAUUUCGCUGGUUGAAAAAGCUGAUGAGUAUAUACAAACAAACCUUGCCCUGCAGAUUGAUGAGAUUAAUGAAGAACAGAAAGCUUUCCAUAAUGAGAUUAAUGAGGAUCAGAAAACUUUCCGUAAUGAGAUUAAUGACAAAUUUAUUCUUGUAAGAGAAAAAAUUAGAAUCGUAGCAGCUGAAACGGAAGAAAAUAUUCGAAGUGUUGUUGACAACUCAAUUACACUGAAUAGUAAUAAAGGAGAUGAAAUUGUGGAGCAAGUUAAAUUCAACACAAGAAAGAUUGAAAACAUCGAAAUGUUAGUUACUAAACUAUCUGGAAGCCUCGAACAUUUAUUUGGAUACGACACUUGCUCCGACGCAAGAAACGCCGGGAUGUUACGAUCCGGUAUCUAUAAACUAUUGCCAGGACUCGAAGUUUAUUGUGACCAAACCACUGACGGAGGGGAUUGGAUUGUGUUUCAGAGAAGAAAGAAUGGUGAGGUUGAUUUUUAUCGUAACUGGAAAGAGUAUAAAAACGGCUUUGGCGAUGUGAAUGGUGAAUUUUGGCUAGGAAAUGAGCAUCUGAGUAUUCUUACAGCAACAAGAGAUCAUGAGCUGAGAAUAGAUAUGGAAGAUUUUGAAGGAAAUCGCGCCUUUGCAAAGUAUAGUAAGUUUAAGAUAUAUCCGGAAGAAGACAAGUACAAACUAGAUGUGAGUGGAUACAGUGGAAAUGCUGGAGAUUCCCUAGAGUUUCACAAUGGAAUGGCGUUCUCAACAUUCGACAAUGAAAAUGAUAAAUACUGGUCAGGAAACUGUGCAAAAGACGGGCAUGGUGCCUGGUGGUACAACAUUUGUCACUAUUCCCAUCUCAAUGGACAGUAUUUUAAUAUUCCUGGUAAAAAAGAUACCAGAGGAAUCACCUGGUGGCACUGGAAAGAAUCAUAUUACAGUUUGAAAAGUGUAGAAAUGAAAUUUCGUUAAACAAAUGAAAGAUGUUAAUUUCUAAUCUUAUUGUUCACUUAAACAAUCGUGAUGUUGAACUUAGAAAGACGUGUGCAUUUCACAUUUAAGACAAAUGUCUAUAUUAAAGUUGUGUGCUAUAUGGUGACGAUAUCUAAUUAGAUAUUUGCAAUUAAUAACAUGUUUAACUUUUAGUCUAUUAUUACUUGGAAAACAUUUUACCAUGUAUGUUUUAAAAUAAUAUUUCUGCAACUUGAACUUGAAAUUAACAUAAUGUCUUUGUAUAGAUGAGUACCUAUGUACAAA